CUAGCACAGAUCGCAAGUUGCCUUCUGCUAUUGUCCAACUCGCUUACGUAGCCACAUGCCAUAGACGAAAGGCACAUUUGGCGCACCGCAAAGUAUGCAAUCAAUUUUAAUGGCACACAUGCAGUGCAUGGGCGUGGCAUCGCCUCGCCGUAGCCAUGCAAUGUUUUACCAAUAAUUUUCAAUAUAAUCAGCACCUGCGACGCCGUCAACUGCGACUACGAUGGGCGUAAAGGAAGCCGACAAAUGUUGCUAAUGUAUAAACAUUUGAGGCUGCCGGCAAUGUUAAAAGGAAUAAAAAUUGAAAUGCCCGAGCUCGCCCAGCGAGGCGGCUCAGACACGUCAGCGGGCGGGCGAGUGUGGCACACUUGCCACAUUUAUGUGGCAGCCAGCCGUUCUCAACUGGCGCUGAGUAUCAGUGCGGCAGGCGGAACCCGUAAUGCGUUACGGUUGUGGCGUUAAUUUCACCACAUGCGGUUGUUGAUAAAAACGGGCAGCCGAAUAGGAAGCACCAACUGCUUAUGGCCAAGUCCUUAAAGUUCCUGAAAACCAACUAAUGUGAUGCGUGAAAAAUGUUGGCUCAGGAGUCACCCUGUGGCCCUGAGCGCAGAUGCAUUUUUCGAUCGUACUGCGUCAAGGAAACCGUUAGUAUAUACGCCAGGGCCGAAAUAGACUUUCGCGCGAGCGAAACUUGUCCACAUAAUCUUCAAGUAUGCUGCAAGCUGGAAAAUAUUCAAGUGCCAGUCCCAGCGCCCAAUCCCAAAUUUGAAUGCGGCGUGCGCAACAUCGAGGGUAAGCCAGUACCAAUUGUCAAGAGCAGGGAAGAGGAAACGGAUUUUCCCGAAUUUCCCUGGGUGGUGGCCAUAUUUUUAAAUGCCAGCACAGAGCAAAAGUUUAUUGGAGGCGGUUCGAUUCUGGCACCGAAUGUGGUCCUCACCGCCGCCCACAUCGUCUACACGCGCCGCACCCAGGAUCUGGUGGCACGCGCAGGCGAAUGGGACAUUCACUCCGAGAUCGAGCCGCUCAGGCAUAAGAACUGCUUGGUUCUGGAAACGAUUUGCCACGAGCAGUUCCACACUGGCACAGCCAUAUACGACAUUGCGCUGUUGAUCUUGCGAACACCUCUGGAGCUGACACAUCACAUAAUGCCCGUGUGCCUGCCGCGUUCGCUUGAGUUUCUGAACUUCGAACGCUGCUUCGUGGCGGGCUGGGGCAAGCCCAGCUUUGAGCAGGUUGCAAGUAUGCGCAAUGUGCUGCGAAAAGUGGAUCUGCCCAUUGUGAACCGUACCGAGUGCCAGCAGAGGCUGCGCUCAACGCGUCUGGGCAGAUACUUUGAGCUGCACGAGAGCUUCAUUUGCGCCGGCGGGGAGCGGGGCCUGGAUGCGUGCACCGGAGAUGGCGGCUCGCCGCUCUUCUGUCCGCUGCUCGAUCACCCGAAUCAAUACUUCCAGCUGGGCAUUGUGGCCUGGGGCUUGGGCUGUCACACGGAAGAUGUGCCUGGCGUCUAUGCGAAUGUGUUUCAAUUGCAGAAAUGGUUGCGCAAAAACCUCAAGGAUCUUGACGUGAAUCCUAACUACUUUACGCCCACCUUUACAACUGAAUACUUCGAUAGGCAAAUGCAUUCGAAAAACUUAACUAAGCUGUAAAUUUGACAUGCAGUUCAAAAUUGGACUUAUCAUCCUAUAAUUCCAUCUGAAGUAGAAUUUUCAUAAAUCACAAACUAAAUAUUAUUGAUAAUUCUUUAAAACUAAAGUCAAGCUAUUCGUUUCUGAUUUUUACAGUAUGAAUAUUUUUCAUUAACACUCCCAAUAUUAAAUAUAUAAAUGUCAAGACAAUUCUAUUAUAAUUCUAA
Messenger RNA from Drosophila virilis, 1849 nucleotides. Its product is annotated as phenoloxidase-activating factor 2. Gene Ontology annotation, molecular function: serine-type endopeptidase activity. The record is from RefSeq and is a predicted model, not a curated record. Lineage: Eukaryota; Metazoa; Arthropoda; Insecta; Diptera; Drosophilidae. Gene Ontology annotation, biological process: proteolysis.